CUCGGUUGACCUGCACUUUCACACGAGACGGUAAUCGUGGGGUUUGUUAUGUUUAGUUCAACUUUGGGAUGUCUUGCUGAUUGAUCAGCCCAUCCACAUCAGUUGACCACAUGAAACAGAGCUCUCUACAUCUUUGUCCGCGACCGUGACAGCGAGUUCAGCUUCGUUCAGCUUCGUUCCCUUGCCUUUGCGCCUUCAAUCGGAUGAUCCCUGAGCUCAACAUCGGCCGCAGAUCGACUUCGCUAGUUCAGGCGGUUGCUGGCAUUUUCAAGCUGCAGACAGAGCACUUUACUCACCCUUCCAUUCCACAACAACCACCAUUUGCAACGGCUACUAAUUCUAUCUGCGCGAUAUUGCGCUCCCGCUUGACAGGCGUAAGGGGGCAGCAUGUCGGUGAUCCAACUUGAGGACCUGGUCCUGUACCAACUGCGGACGAGCUAUCUGAGUGAUGUCGCCGACGGUGUCGGCGAACGUCUGUUCAACCUCAAUGAGGGCUUUCUCAACUCGGCCCCGUUCAAGGCUGCCGGGUGGCGACCCAACCCGGGCCUCAUCAAGCGGACUCAUUCCCCACCUAUCCCAACGGCAGUCGCCUCGGAGUACUUUCAGGCUCCCCGGCGCGCAGGGCUGACCCUCGAAGAUGAAGGGGAAGAGGGCGGCAUGUUCUCCGGUAGUGUGGCCGAGACCGUCGGUCCCGGCAUGGCAACGAAGCGGCGCCGGCGCCGGGAACACAUGGAGGAGGAUGAUAGCAGCGAGCUCAGCGACGAGAGCGAUGAGGAGCCUGAACAGCGCGGCGCGCAGCAGAUCAAGUUUGCCAAGAUGCCCGUGAGGCAUCGCGCCGGGUCCUCGCCGAUUCAGUCAUCCAACCUACGCCAAACGACCAGCGCGUCUUCACCCCGUCCGGCCGCUAGGAGAGGGUCGCAGUCGGCCCUCGAGGCCGUCAAGGAGAGAGCACGGCGCGAUACCGUUACGAGCAGCGAGGUGUCGUCGGAAAAUGAGUUUGACGCCUCGGCCUACCACAAGCACAGGGAGGCCGCGCGGGCCGCCGCCGCCCGUGCCGCAAAGCUAAGCGUCAAGUCGAACACGGAGCCUGCCGAGGUCGCGGAGCGCCGGAAGAGCGACCUUCUCGAAGAGGAAGAUGACGAUUCGGAUGCGUCAGACAUGUCGUCGGCGCUGAUAGAAAGCAUUGACUCGGCAUCGAUCCUGGAUGCCGUCAAGAAUCCAUUAAACACGUCCCCAAGACACCAAGUGGUCGGCACACCGCCCCGGGAGUUCACACGAAGGUCUACGAUACGAAAGUCGGCCAUGCCUGCUCCUCUGCAUAUUCCCGUCGGAGAGCUGCCGCCGCCGCGGCCCAUGAGCACCAUCCGGCCGUUGAGCAUGGUGCAACCCAAGAGCUUGCUCUCGGCCGCGCUGAAGGCAAAGAAGACGAAACCAGCACUCCCCUUCGACAGCUUUGCCUCGCUCUCGGGCCAGGGCGACCCGAAUCCCAUCAUGCUCCGGAUCUACGCGCCUUUCUCCAACGCGCCUUCGCGCCCCUUUGAAGUGCUGAUCCGGCGAACCGUACAUCAAGGGGAGGGCGGCGACAGGCCCGUCACGGUUGCCGACCUCAUCGGCCUGAGCCUCUGGCGUUAUAACGAGGAGAAGCGGGAACCGCCGCUCCCCAGCGAUAAGCUGAAUGUCAACUGGUGGACCCUACGCAUGGUCGAGGAAGACGGCGAGAUCGAUGAUGACUUCCCGCCCCUCGAACGCAAGAAGCCGCUCACGUCGUUUACCACAGCUAACAACAAGGCCAACCGGGCCCGCUCAAACUCGCGGGUCUACGACAUCUUCGGGCUGGUGCCGGCCUCGCCUGAGGAGUUUGAGGAGAACAAGCGCAGCACGCCGCAGUUUGAGCAAGAGGAAGCCGGCGAGGAGGAGGAGGACAAGGAUCUGACGCCCCGGAACACCCCAAGACCGGACGCUGGAAUGCAUCCACCUCCGGACCGGCCCCGAGAGAACCCGCUCCUCGACACGGCCUACCGCGCGAACACGACAAUGUUUGCCGAUGUUCCGCAGUCGACCCAGCCGACGAACGUGUCCUCGCGCGGGGAGAAGAGGCUGUUGCGGAUCCACAUCCAUUCAUCCGACGUUGCCCCGGGGCAGAUGAUCACGCUCGAUGUGAGCACCGACACUUGGCUGGCCGAGGUUCUCGACAUUGCCUGCCGGAAGCGGCAGCUGGACAAGGCCAACCACGUCUUGAAGCUUCCGAACUCCGGGACGGUCGUCCUACUCGACCGGACGGUCGCCUCACUGGGCAACGUCACCGACUUGGAUCUCUACAGGCGCCGCUUCGCCACCGACGGCCCUCUGAUGACCGGGUCCCUGAGCAGCUCUUCGCCCAGGCCGCACCUGUUCAGCGACAACUCCAGCUGGACCAAGGGCAAGAAGCCGAAGCUCAUGGGGACGCACCCGCUGGCGAAGGAGGUAGCGAAGCAGGAAGAGCUCGGGGUGGCGACCAACUACAAAAAGUACACGGUCUGGCGGAAGCAGCCGAUGCGGCUGCUGUCGGAAAAGUUAUUCGCUAUCGAUGGCGAGUAUGUGCACAUCAUGCCUGCAUCGGGCGGCAAGCUGGCCGAGGGGGAUGGCAAAUCAACCACGGUCCACUUCAGCAACGUGGUGGGCUGCAAGGUUUCGCGUAAGCACCCGACAAACUUCAAGGUAUGUGCAAACAGCAGCUCCCUCAGGACACCCUCGGCUGGUUGGCUCACAGGGAGGGGAACAACAGCUGGUGGUGUACAAAUCGACCGAGAGCAAGAGAUAUGACUUCGUAACGAGCAGUGCCGAGUACGCAGCAGAGAUCGUUGCCGAGCUCAAGAAGGGCAUCUCACCGUAC
This is a messenger RNA of Thermothelomyces thermophilus ATCC 42464, 2872 nucleotides long. RefSeq lists its product as uncharacterized. The coding region runs from base 388 to 2802 and encodes 804 amino acids. The transcript is spliced from 2 exons. Gene Ontology annotation, cellular component: cytoplasm; plasma membrane; TORC2 complex. The record is from RefSeq and is a predicted model, not a curated record. Gene Ontology annotation, molecular function: phosphatidylinositol-4,5-bisphosphate binding. Lineage: Eukaryota; Fungi; Ascomycota; Sordariomycetes; Sordariales; Chaetomiaceae. Gene Ontology annotation, biological process: TORC2 signaling.